This is a messenger RNA of Humulus lupulus (European hop), 1083 nucleotides long. RefSeq lists its product as uncharacterized. The record is from RefSeq and is a predicted model, not a curated record. The transcript has 6 exons. Bases 1 to 1083 code for a protein of 360 amino acids. Lineage: Eukaryota; Viridiplantae; Streptophyta; Magnoliopsida; Rosales; Cannabaceae.
AUGUGGCCGGAUAUAGGGGAUGAAAUUUGUAGAGCUGUUCUCCAAUUUUUUGAGACAGGUUUUAUUCCAGAGGAAUUGCUGAAUACCUCAUUGUCUCUGAUUCCUAAAGUUGACACUCCUAAUCGGGCUGUGGAUUUUAGACCUAUUGCGUAUUGCUCUACUUUGUAUAAAUUUGUUUCAAAGUUUCUUUGCUCUCGGUUAGCCAAAGUUCUCCCUUUUUUAGUUCAUCCUAAUCAGGGAGCGUUUAUACAAGGUAGAUCAAUAGCCCAUAAUGUUCUCAUUUGUCAAGAUAUCAUCAAGCAUUACAGAAGAUCGUCCAUUUCACCACGGUGUGCAAUUAAAGUUGACAUAAGCAAAGCUUACGAUACAAUAGAUUGGAGAUUUAUUGAGGAUCUCCUGAAGGCGUUAUGCUUCCCUUCUAGAUUUAUUGGCUGGAUAAUGACCUGGGAUUUGUCAUCAGUUAAAAUCAUUAAGAGUGUGAUGGGGGAGUUUAGUUCUGUGACUGGGCUUCAGAUUAAUGAGAGCAAAUCUCAGGUCUUUUAUGGGGGAAUUUCAGCAGCAGACGAGUGCUUUUGCAGAAUGCAACUAAUUCAUUCUGUUCUGUUUCGUUUGAGGAAUUAUUGGAUGAGCAUUUUUAUUCUGCCUCAAAGUGUAAUCAAGGAAAUUGAGAGGCUCUGCAGUGGCUUUCUUUGGGGUCUUAAUGGUAAUAGGUGCAAGAUUCAUAUGGCUUCUUGGGACAAAGUCUAUUUGCCUGAGGCUUUUGGGGGGCUCGGAUUCAGAAAUGGCCAGAGAAGGAAUCAUGCUAUUUUAGCUAAGUAUAUUUGGGCUAUUUCCGAAAAGCAUGAUGUGUUGUGGGUUAUAAACUCUCAGUUGCUGACUUAUGAUAAUUUGUUGAGGUUCAGAGUUCCUCUUGAUUCUGAUAGUGCCCAGUCUGUGUGUACUGCAUUUGGAGGAAUUGCAAUGGCUGUGUAUUUGAUCAUUGUUCUCGGACUGCUUCUACUUACUGUCUUGUGUCUUUUGAGGCUUGCUGUUGUUAGCCUUUGGUUGUUUGAGCUGUUAAAGUCUGUUUUCUUGGUUGUUUGA